CUAGCUGGCUUUCCGUACUGGGAGCCCUAACAGCGUGAGAGUUGAAGAGAGCGAGUCUUCCUUCGCCUCCGCCGCCGCCGCGGUCGCUGCCGCCUGUGGAUUGGAACUUCCACGCUCGCGGGAUUCGAAACGUCACAAUGGCUCAGAACGUUCAGAAUGUAACACUUUCUCUCACGCUGCCCAUCACUUGCCACAUUUGCCUGGGAAAGGUCCGUCAUCCGGUCAUCUGUGCCAACAACCAUGUCUUCUGUUCCAUUUGUAUUGAAGUGUGGCUGAAGAACAACAGUCAGUGUCCUGCUUGUAGGAUCCCCAUCACCACUGAGAAUCCUUGCAAAGAGGUCUUAGGAGGGACAAGUGAAAGCAACCCUGUGUUCAGCCCGACGGUCAGGAAGCAGCUCCGCAAAACGAGGCUCGAGCUAAUGCACAAAGAAUAUGAGGAUGAAAUAGAAUCUCUGCAGAAGGAAGUGGAGGAGCUGAAAGGGAGCAAUCUCAGCCUGGAGGCGCAGCUCAAAUCUGUCCUGCACCCCGAGACGCUAGACGUGUCUGACAAAACCCGGUCGAGUCCAGGACUCUCGGAGGACGAGCACAAGGUGGAUGCAGAGACUUUGGCCGUAUGGACGCAGAAGCUUCAGGCAGCUAAUGAUAUGUACGAAAAAGUGAAGGAUGACAUGGGAACGCUAACGGAGGUAAAUAAGAAGCUGAGGCUCGAAAACAGUGGCCUUGUGAGGGAGAACUUGCGGCUAAAGGCUGAGGUUGGAAGCCGAUCGCCCCAGAAAUUCGGAAGGUUUACCGUCGCCGUGCUUCAGUCCAAGCUGGAACAGUGCGAGCGCGAAACCAACCGCCUGAAGAAAGCCUUGGAGAGGAGCGACACCUACAUCGAAGACCUGGAAGCUCAGGUCGCUCGGCUGAAGAGGGAAAGCAGCCAACGGAAAAGCACAAGCCCGGAAAGCGACGCCACGGAUCUCAUGGAGGACAAAGAGAGCGGCGGAAGCGCAGCCAACGAGAUAGCGCUGCUGGAGAGCCCGGAAGAGCGCAUAGACCCGAGCUGCUUGUGCGCUAGCCACAGCCCGGAUGACCUCGAGCAGCCGGCCGGUAGCGGGCUGUUGGGGAGCAGCAACGACGUGUGCCUCAAUUCAGCCGGACGGGGCUGUCCGGAUGAGCCCGUUGCUCAGUGCUCGUCCGGCACAGACGUUUUCGCCGGCUCUCAGGAGGGCCUCUUGGAUAUAGGGGGCUCCGAAAUGGACACCUGCUCGGAGCAAACAUGGGAUAAAAUAGAAGACUGUGUGCCGUAUAAAGAAGAGCUUUAUGAACUCCCGGAUCCCUGCACGCCUCUGUCUCUCAGUUGCCUGCAGCUGAACACUCCCGGCAACAAAGACGACCCCACCGCAAAGGAGGAGGAUCCCAGAGAGACACCCACCUUUCUGAGGAAACUGGAGUUUGAGGAUUUCGGCGAGGCGUCGGACGACGGGAACAAAGACUCUCCGGAACAUAGCGCCAGCAGUUGCGAGGGCGGCGAGACCAAGGCGGCCUGUUUUGCUUCGGACAAGCCGGUGUUUUGGAACAGGUGCCAACCACGUUACGAUGAGAACUUUGAGGGUGCGGAUCCCAGCGCGGCCCCGAGCGACUCUGGCGAACCUUCGGCGAAAUCCGGCGACAAAACGCGCAACCCGAGCGUUCCGAAAAAGCUGCACCCUGCCCGCUCUUCAGAAAUGAAUCGAACCAGGACGUCCAGCGAGGCGUCUAUGGAUGCCGCCUACCUUGAUAAAAUCUCCGAGCUGGAUUCCAUGAUGUCCGAGUCGGACAAUAGCAAGAGCCCCUAUUACACUUCCAAGUCCUCUUCCGACCUGGAUAACUCUUGCAAGUCGACACAGUGUCCCGACCUCCUCAAUGAAAAGGAUAAGACUGCCAAGGAGAGGAAGGAGCAAAACGCUCUGAAAUGCCCUCUUGCAGGUGAUAAUUCGGAAGAGGGAAACGACUGGAAGUCUUCCACUUUCUCCAUCCUUUCUCCAUCUGCGUUAGAGACGACAGAGCCGUUCCCGUUAUUUGCCGGCCGGACUUCAGAAACGAGUGAAACGAAGCCUCGGAGUUUCCUAUUCCAAAGAGAGCUUUCCCCAAGCUUUCUGUUUAGCAACUCUCGAGGGUCAUUUGAAGAGCACAAACUUGGGUCCCCUCUCUAUAAGGUGGCGCCCGAGCUGCAGAACCUCCACAACCAACUCCAGUCUCCUUGGUCGUCGUCCUUCAUACCCGACAGGAAAGCCAAAAGUAUCCACGCGUCGGCGAAAAGGAAAAUCCAGAGUAGCCUGUCUAGCGCGAGUCCAUCAAAAACGACCAAGAACUGAUUCCCUUCUUGACUUUCAGUGGGGUUUUUUUUGUUUUUGUUUUCCUAAACAGAAUACUUUAGUGCCGAUGUGAAAAUGUUCGUUCCUUCACCCAUACCCUGCAAAUUCCUUUUGGGUUCUCCAGUGACCUCGGUCUAUCCUACUUUAACACUGAGCGACGGAGUUUGGAAAUCCUUUGGUGCAGGGGUGAGGAUCCUGUGGCCUUUCCCAGAUUCAUCCAGACUACAAUUCCCAUCAUUCCGGAACAAUCUGCUGGGGCUGGUGGGAGUCUGGCAACAUCUGUAGAC
Messenger RNA from Lacerta agilis (Sand lizard), 2626 nucleotides. RefSeq names its product ORC ubiquitin ligase 1 (gene OBI1). The transcript has 6 exons. The record is from RefSeq and is a predicted model, not a curated record. Gene Ontology annotation, biological process: regulation of DNA replication; protein monoubiquitination. Bases 138 to 2339 code for a protein of 733 amino acids. Gene Ontology annotation, molecular function: ubiquitin-protein transferase activity. Lineage: Eukaryota; Metazoa; Chordata; Lepidosauria; Squamata; Lacertidae.